CCUUGCGCCGCCUCCACACACGCCGGCGCUCGCACCCCAAGCCGCCGGCGACUAGACCAACGAACAGCAGCUUGCGUUGCGCCAACCCGGCACCCCCAAGCUGCCCUCCGGCGACUAGUCCUGCACGGCUUCAUCCCGGUCUGGCCAGCCGCGAUUGCAAGUCAGCAAAGUGCAAGGCGGCGACGCAGGUCAGCUUGGAGCCGUAGACAGAGUUUUGGGAGCAGAUCAGAUCAAGGCCGAGCUUUGAAUUGGUCAUUAUGGCGUGGGAGCUCACCGAGGUCCCUGGCAAUCCAACUUCCCUCCAACCUUCCACGGUUGAUGUGGUGGCAGCGAACAUUUUGCCCAAGGUAACAAAUGCUCUCAUCAGGCAAUUGAAUCAAGUAUGCCCAUUAGAGAAUCUACGGCAUGUCAAGCGGGUGCGUCGGCGUGUUGGGUGUGGCGAAAAUUCUGAGUUAUCAAUCAUCUUAUGCCUUUCCACUGGGCCUGACAAUUGCAGUGAAGGUUUUCCUGAAGAAGUGCAAAAGAUAGUGGACAACUACCAUUUGAGUCCUUUCAUUGCAAAAGUUGCCAGUUGUUCUGCUACAUCGAAAGAAGAGUGGGAGGAACAGUGCAAACUUUGGCCAACAUCUUAUCACCCCCCUCACGACAUUGAUGGUGUAUCUGGAUUUAAAGAGGAGGAAUUACCAUCAAUAUUUCAUUUCAUGAGGACUGCUAUGCAGUUAUCACAGCAGGUGGGCAAUGCUGCCAUUAUUGUUGAUCCAUCAAGCAUGCAAAUAAUUUCAAAGGCUACAGACCAAACACACCAGCGUGAUACUUGUCUAAAAGGGAACAAAUGUGCAAUGGUAGAAGCAGAUAAUGCCAGCUCGUUACCUGAAGCAAUUGAGGAUAAAGCCGAGACUUCGUUGCCAUUGAGCUCUCGUUUUUGCAAUGGCUUAGACAGGGAGGUCUCAUGUAUAGACCCUUUCGGAUGGAUGAAACAAAGGUGCAGGGAGCAGAAGACACUGCCGUCUGAAGGUGGUUUUCUCUGGCAUCCUCUGUGGCAUGCUGCAGUUGUUGCCAUUGAAAAUGCCGCCGAGAGGGAUAGAAGGAUGUUCCCUGCUUCAACUUCAACAACCGAACCAAAAUUAAAUGGUGAUGUAGAGAAUUGUUCUGAUGAUGAACCAGCAAAGCGGCUAAAGACAGUUACAAAAGAUGAAGAGCAAUCUGCACAUCCAGCACGCAGCAGUGACUUAUCUGAAAGAAACAGACCAUAUCUUUGCACAGGAUUUGACAUCUACCUUGUUUGGGAACCAUGCGCGAUGUGUGCUAUGGCACUUGUACAUCAAAGGUUCAAGCGCGUCUUCUAUGCUUUCCCUAAUCCCAUUACUGGAGCACUGGGUAGUGUCUACAGAUUGCACGGGAAGAAAAGCUUGAAUCACCAUUACUCCGUGUUUAGGAUAAAAGUUCCUGAGGCAUAUUUGAAUGGUUCAACUGACUGUUCUGAAAAAUGGUGCUCAAAUUCUGUCUCAUCUUAGUACGAAGACUCCAGGAGCUUUGUUCUGCAGCAAUGGUAACUGCUAAAAUGCCCAUGAGCUUGCAAGGAAAUGCUAUUUAGCCCGAAUUUAGGUGGUGUAGAAAAUUGGCUAGUACCCCUAUUGUUCACUGCAGCUUAAUGUCUGUUUGUAUGUUUGAAAUGGAAAAGAUUAUUGUUUCCUCAGGGGUAUAUUUUGGUCUAUUUAACACCCUGAACCCCGCA
Triticum aestivum (bread wheat) is the source of this 1735-nucleotide messenger RNA. Its product is annotated as tRNA-specific adenosine deaminase TAD3. Bases 258 to 1514 code for a protein of 418 amino acids. The record is from RefSeq and is a predicted model, not a curated record. Gene Ontology annotation, molecular function: tRNA-specific adenosine-34 deaminase activity. The transcript has 11 exons. Gene Ontology annotation, cellular component: cytoplasm; nucleus. NCBI's taxonomy places the organism in Eukaryota, Viridiplantae, Streptophyta, Magnoliopsida, Poales, Poaceae.